UGAACUCAAUUCCCAACACCUUAAACUUUUCUUUAGCGACCAUGUUGAGAUUGAUUGGAAGCUUGAGCUUCCUAUGGCUUCUCAUGGCCAUAUCCACUGCAGCUCAAACCCCAGCAGUGCUAGACACCACCGGCCGGCCUCUUAGAAGCGGCGUAAGGUACUAUGUGCUUCCAGCAGCAACUGAUAUCGCUGGUGGUUUAACGCUGAUAAAUCGCACCGACUCUUGUCCAUUAUACGUUGGUCAGGAACCUCUUUCGACCGUUGUAUCACCAGGUCUUCCGGUCAUCUUCACACCAUUUUCUGCCGGAGACGGUAUCAUCAGGGAGGGAAGGGACUUGAGGAUUGAAUUUUCAGCUGUCUCCAUUUGUGCUCAAUCCACAGCAUGGAGGGUAGGUGAGGAGGACGCAAAGACGUCGAGGAGAUUUAUAGUGACAGGAGGAGAGCAGAGUUACUUCAGGAUUGACAACAAUAGAGGUCUUUAUGAGUUGGUGUGGUGUCCCGGUGAGUCCUGUCCGGAUUGUGGAAGGCCAAGAUGUGGUUCUGCUGGUAUUUUGAUUGAGAAUGGCAAGAGAUUUUUGGCGUUGGAUGGCCGUGCUUUUCCCUUCCGAUUUAGGAGGGCUUAUCGGCGGCACCGACUUAGUUUAUUGUCCUUGUUUUCUUAAAUUCUUGGCAUUGUGUUAGUAAAUAAACGCCAAAAAUCUCAAAAAUAAAACGUAUCCAUCCUAAUCUAAAGACCUUUUUAAUUAUCUCA
Manihot esculenta (cassava) is the source of this 751-nucleotide messenger RNA. RefSeq names its product kunitz type trypsin inhibitor 111. The transcript has a single exon. Gene Ontology annotation, molecular function: endopeptidase inhibitor activity. Lineage: Eukaryota; Viridiplantae; Streptophyta; Magnoliopsida; Malpighiales; Euphorbiaceae. The record is from RefSeq and is a predicted model, not a curated record. Bases 42 to 662 code for a protein of 206 amino acids.